GUGAUGAUGUCACACCGCACUGAUAGACCAAGGGCUAUCUCCCUUCUACAGACAUUUCAUAAAAUCAGGAACUUCAAAUACAACUUGGAAAGAAGUUCACCUCAGAACCUAUUAGGGCAAACUAUGAAAACUUGUUAGGGUUAUUCUCCUAUCCUGAGAUCCACCACUGCAAAGGGACUUCACGGAGUCCAAGGAUCUCACUUUUGUUCUUUUUUUUUUUUUCUUUCUUUCUUUUUUCUCUUCAUUGUUUCUGUUUGUUUCAUGUGAUUUUUCAAGUCAGUUAUUCUGGAUGUUUGAAAACUGAAUUAAGAAAAAUUCACUCUGAAAUUGGCUGAAUGUUGCAAGCUUGCAAAAUGGAAGGAUUUCCCCUCAUUCCCCCUCCCUCUGAAGAUAUGGUGUCCUAUGAGUCAGACCUCUACCGACAGCCCCAUGACUAUUACCAAUAUCUCAACAGCGAUGGAGAGAGUCAUGGUGAUCAUUACUGGGAAUAUCAUCCACACCACAUGCACAGUGAGUUUGAGACCUUUGGAGAUAACCACUUCACAGAACUGCAGAGUGUACAGCCUCCUCAGCUGCAGCAGCUCUACAGGCACAUGGAGAUUGAACAAAUGCAUGUUUUGGAUUCUGCAAUCCCAACCACACAUAUUGGACUCAACCAUCAGGUAUGGUCACCAACCCCUUAUGCAGUAUUAUGGUGAUGGUUAAGGACAAGG
Molecule: messenger RNA, 713 nt
Organism: Meleagris gallopavo (turkey)
Lineage: Eukaryota; Metazoa; Chordata; Aves; Galliformes; Phasianidae
Gene: SPI1
Product: Spi-1 proto-oncogene
Biological process (GO): regulation of transcription by RNA polymerase II; cell differentiation
Cellular component (GO): nucleus
Molecular function (GO): sequence-specific DNA binding; DNA-binding transcription factor activity, RNA polymerase II-specific
Source: RefSeq, a predicted model, not a curated record